This is a messenger RNA of Vicia villosa (hairy vetch), 1255 nucleotides long. RefSeq lists its product as uncharacterized. Bases 135 to 1037 code for a protein of 300 amino acids. The record is from RefSeq and is a predicted model, not a curated record. Lineage: Eukaryota; Viridiplantae; Streptophyta; Magnoliopsida; Fabales; Fabaceae. The transcript has a single exon.
AUUUAAUUUACUUUCCCCACCCCACUACACCACUACUACACACCUUCACUUUCCUCAACAAGAUCGAAACCUAAACACCAUCCAUCUUCUUCCUCCACCUCCUCCAUGAUCCGCCGACACUAUCCUAACUGAGAAUGUUCACCACCGCCACCAUCUGGCGCUGCUUCUCCCCAUUCAAAAUCCUCUUCACCUCCCUCACCAUUCUAUCCACCAACAAACUCCUCUUCACAACCCUCUUUAUCUUCACCAUCCUCCCUCUCUCAACCCUCACAAUCUACCAAUCCAUCGUCACACAACCACUCACCUCUCAAAUCCUCCACCUCGAAGCCCUUUCCCACUUCGCUUCAACCCAAUUCGAAGCUCGCCAUGUUAAGCAUGAAUCUCGAAAAGACGCUGUUUUUCUCAUCCGCGUUAAAGCCCUUUUCGCUUUCCCUUCUUACAUCAUCUCCUUAAUCUCCACUCUCUCCGCCGUCCACUCUUCCCUCCUCGCCUCUCACGGCAUCACCCCGACGCUCCACUCCGCCGUCGCCUCCUUCAAACCCAACAUCACGCGACUAUUCGUAACCUCCAUCUUCGUCUACGCCAUCCUCUUCGUGUUUUCAUCUUUGCAUCUCUUUCUAAACGCACUCCUCGCACUCAUCGGGUCGAAUAGUUUCGUCUUCUUAAUCGGGUCGGGUCUCGAGGUUUACUUGAUGGCGGUGUUGAGCGUCGGACUGGUGGUUUCUGUCGCGGAAGAGAGAUUCGGAUGGGAUGCUAUUAGAGUCGGAUCCGGUUUGAUGGAGGGGAACCGGGUUUGCGGAUGGGUUCUUUCGGGUUUAUUUGUGUGGGUUUCGGGUUUGAUCGGGUCGAGGAUAGACGGUGAGGAUUCGUUUGAAGAUAAAGCGGUUGUGAUAGUUUGUUAUGGAUUGGUGGUGCUGUGGAGUUACGUGAUAAUGACGGUUUUUUAUUGUGAGUGUAGAAAACGACAUCCAAUUAAGGAAUUUCAUCAAAUAGAGGAAGAAGAUCAAGAUCAAGAAAAUCAACUUUCUGUAUUAUAGCAAUGUAUUUCUUUUUUUGUGUUGUUGUGUUGCUCUUUCUUCUUUUGUAAGAAAUUGUAGAUUUGAUUUCUAGUUAUUAAAAGUAAGUAGUUUCCUAGUUAGCCGCUUCUUUUUUUGUUAAACCAAUUAUUGUAGCAAUGUGAAAAUGUGGGAGAACACGGUAACUUAACAACCAUGAUCUUUUGAUGUAUUUUUUUAAUAAUGGGAGAUUUUUUCAU